Diospyros lotus (date-plum) is the source of this 1149-nucleotide messenger RNA. RefSeq lists its product as uncharacterized. Bases 1 to 1149 code for a protein of 382 amino acids. The record is from RefSeq and is a predicted model, not a curated record. The transcript is spliced from 2 exons. NCBI's taxonomy places the organism in Eukaryota, Viridiplantae, Streptophyta, Magnoliopsida, Ericales, Ebenaceae.
AUGACACCGGGAGAUGUUACUGCACAGUUGUUUGAUGAUUUCACAAAUGCACCAUCAGUUUAUGAUGAUUUCUGGGAAUUGCCUGAGCAUGACGACGACGACCUGCUCAUCUCUCAUCAAACUAAGAAGCAGAAAACUUUCUUUUUGUCCUCAGAUGAUGAGCAUCCAGAACACUCUUUGAGUGGUCCAUCACAUCAGCCUCCUCCUUUGAGUAGAGAGUGGAGAUGGGAAGGAACAAUAGCAAAGAAAGGCAUUCCCAUCUGUCGAGCUUGCUGUUUUCCCGUGGGGAUUGUGACGGACAUCAAGUUGCCGGAAGUCUUAAAUAUUGUGGCAAGGACUGGCUUGGAGACGGUUGCAGAGCAGUACUACCAAGCUGCUGGUGCCUGGGUGGUAUUCUUUGCUCCAGAAAGUGAGGCGGAUAUUGGACUUUACAAUGAUUUUAUUCAUGGUCUUGAGGGGAAGCAGCGAGCAGCAGUGGCUGAACUGGAUGAAGAAACCGCCUUGUUUCUUGUACCCCCUUCAGAAUUCUCAGAGAAAGUCCUGAAAGUUCCAGGAACCUCUAGGAUUUCUGGUGUGAUUAUAAGGUUCGGGCACCGAGGCACCGAUGCCGGGCCCUCUUCUCUUCCCCAUCCCCGUGGCAAUAUCCCAUAUCCACCACCAAUAUCAUCGUCGGGAAAUUUUCUGGUGGAUUUUUCUUUCCCAGGAAACUUGUCUGCAGCACCUCCACCGGCACCAAUUCCAGGCUCCGCUCAUGCUGUUGCAAGCACGGCCGCCGAGACCACCAAUGAGAACAUGCAGGAUUAUAUGAUGCUCAGUCAACAAAACCCUGCUGUUCUGCCGACCUACUCUUUUCAGAAUGUAGCAUCUGUUGCAGGGCCUUCUUCAUCCAUGCCGGGUGCAGCGGCAGCCCUUCAAUCUGAACAGCUCGCUCAAUUGGCACACCCUCAGAUCUAUGAUCUGCAGAAUGAUUACCAGUUAAAUUCCGGGCUUUCGUCGUCGUUUCAGUUUGAUCAAGUGCAGCAACAGCAGGGAUCUAUUGUGCCUCAAACUUCUGGAGCUCAAGAGAAUGAUCCUCACACACUCUUGCAAGCUGCAUUGCAGUUGGCUGCUAGCCUUCUUCAGCAAAUUCAACGAAAGAAAGGGAAUUGA